This is a messenger RNA of Fraxinus pennsylvanica, 1035 nucleotides long. NCBI's taxonomy places the organism in Eukaryota, Viridiplantae, Streptophyta, Magnoliopsida, Lamiales, Oleaceae. The record is from the annotation of a GenBank genome assembly.
AUGGCAAAAGGUAUCAGGGGAAGACGCAGAAUUGCUUCACGAAAGUACAGGUCAAUGCCAUAUCCCUUGCCGGCUUCUAGUAGAACAGAGGUAAUGCAGCAAAAGAAGUGCUCAAAAAAAUUCGAGAAGAAAGACUGGGAAGAUGCAACUUGUUCGGUGUGCAUGGAGUGUCCCCACAAUGCUGUUCUUCUCUUGUGUUCUUCACAUGACAAAGGUUGCCGACCUUACAUGUGUGGGACCAGCUUCCGCUAUUCCAACUGCCUUGACCAGUACCAGAAGGCCUAUACAAAAGUAACCUCGUCAGAAAACCAUCCACCUACUCGUGUUUCACUUAACAGUCAAGCUAGGGGCCAAUUUUCUAGUUGGCCUGUUGAGAAUUGUGAGGUACUAAAGAUUGCAUGUCCCCUUUGUCGGGGACAGGUGAAGGGCUGGACUGUUGUGGAGCCUGCACGAGUAUAUCUCAAUGCUAAGAAACGAAGCUGCACACAGGAUAACUGCUCAUUUGUUGGAACAUUCAAGGAGCUGCGGAAACAUGUGAGGGCAGAGCACCCUUCUGCUAGGCCACGGGAAGUGGAUCCUGUUCUAGAACAAAAGUGGAGAAGUCUGGAGCGUGAGCGGGAGACAGACGAUGUAAUGAGCACAAUAAGGUCAUCAAUGCCAGGAGCAGUGUUUUUCGGGGAUUACGUAAUUGAAGGAAGUCACUAUGGUUUUGAUUCUGAUGAAGAGGAUUUUGAUGCAGAUGCUAUGGAGCCGAAUGAGGGGUUUGAAGCAGGAAUUGAUCGCAAUUUGAUGAACGUCUUUCUCUUUUUGCAGGCAUUUGGUUCUGCAGGGACGCACAGAGGUAUGAGACGACAUGAGAGAGACUCCAACCAUGCACUGGAUAGAGAUCACUCUCGUCAACGUAGUGAUAGGGACGAGGACGACGACCACGGUGGUACAUCUCUGGCUAGCCGUCUACGUCGUCAAGGUAGAAUUGUUUUGGGGAGUUCUAGGAGGAGGAGAAGGCAUGGAGAGGCUCAUGGAGGCCCGAGAUAG